GAUAAUUUACUGACAACGCAGCGGAUUGAUCCCAUACUGACUCCGGGCCAAGUUGCUACCCAUGUGCACUCCGGUGCGCAAGGCAGUUCACCAGGCUGCGAUCGAAUUAAUGUCUGCCGCCCAGUCGUCGGCAGUAGUGGCUUUGGACUCGAUUCUACGAGCUCAGACGUCCUACGCAACAGCUCCUGCACAUCCGUGCCCAUCCGCGAGGAUAAGAGUAAUUACUGGUAUCCACAAUUGUAUUUUCGAUGGCAGAACGGGACGUUCAGUCUUGUCGAUGGCAACCCGGUCAUGUACGUCUCGCACUACCUGUUCAGCGACGAAGUCAACAGCACGACGCCGUUUCCUGUUGAUGUGAGUUGCGCUACGGAAGGCGAUCCCAAUCUGCGCACCUUCGAUCCCGCGAGUUUCGCUCAACAAGCAAUCACAUUUUUGUGCCUACAGGCCGGAGGCGUCUCAGCUCGAUUCAAUGAGCUCCCUCGAGGUGCAUGUUCGAACGGGAUUCGCUCACAGAUCAACUUUCCCAGCUGCUGGGACGGGAAGAACGUCGACUCGGACGACCAUCGCUCCCACGUCGCUUUCUUGUCGACAGGACCGGAUAACGGGACGUGUGACGACCCUGCAUUCCCGUACACACUUCCAAGAAUAUUCAUGGAGGUAUACUGGAUUACGCAAGUUUGGGACGCCUUCCGGUCGCAGUCUUAUUCUCCGGAUCAGCCUUUCGUCUUCUCCAACGGCGAUCCCACGGGGUAUGGGUAUCAUGCUGACUUCGUCAACGGCUGGGAGCCGUUCGCCUUGAAGAACGCCCUCGACUACUGCCACUGCAACCCCUACGGUGACCCAUCCUGCUGCGUUGCCCAGGGUCUCUUCACCUUCGAUCAAGAGGCCAAGUGCUACAGCACGGAUUCCGUGGAGGAGAAAGUCAAAGGCACCCUCGACACCCUCCCCGGUGCAAACCCCGUGCAGGCCCCCUGCUAUGAAGACUACGUAGCCACAGCGACACCAGCUAUCGUCGCCCCCGUAUACGCGUACGACGGCUCGGAGAAUCCGGUCUACACCGCCGUCGAUGGUACUCGAGCCGCUAGGCCGACAGUGACGGUCCAGCAUGCAGCGAGCUCGGCCAACGUCGCACAGACUGCACAGGGGACGUGCAUCUAUAACAGCGCCGCGCACACUGCUGUCCGAGAAGGCUGGGUCACGUCGGUUGGCAUGCUUUGGAUCGCCUACUUCCUGAUGUAA
Schizophyllum commune H4-8 is the source of this 1239-nucleotide messenger RNA. RefSeq lists its product as uncharacterized. NCBI's taxonomy places the organism in Eukaryota, Fungi, Basidiomycota, Agaricomycetes, Agaricales, Schizophyllaceae. The transcript has 11 exons. The record is from RefSeq and is a predicted model, not a curated record. The annotation marks the transcript as partial.